Molecule: messenger RNA, 3289 nt
Organism: Diorhabda carinulata
Lineage: Eukaryota; Metazoa; Arthropoda; Insecta; Coleoptera; Chrysomelidae
Product: radial spoke head 10 homolog B-like
Exons: 17
Coding region: 165-3266 (1033 amino acids)
Source: RefSeq, a predicted model, not a curated record
AGUUAAUGUGAAUUUCGAUUAUUUCGCGAAUUAUAGAUUGUGUUCCUUAUAACUUUUUUCUUUCACGUUUAAAUGUAUGAAAAUUGACAUUUUUACGCGAAUAACGGUUUCUGACAGUUGAAAUUUACAUUUAAUCAUUUCAAAGUCACGUUUUAAAAAAAAAAAUGUCAAAGAAACAAAGCGAUAGACAGUCAGUUCCUCGUUUGCCUACGAGUAGCAGUGUUUUCAGUAGAAAAACUAGAAAAACUCGGAAAAUCAAAAUCGAUAAUGAGAGAGUUGAUAGAUCCUCGUAUUAUAUAGCCAAAGAACCAAAUUCUCGAAAAGGAAUCUUGGAAAAGUUUUUGGAAACCUUAUUAGAAGACAAAAUACAAACACGUUUUCCUAUAGUGAGAACGACAGAAUGCAAAUUUGCCGAUAGCCUUGAAUCUCUUAUUGAAAUAACUUGUAUUGCUAAAGAUUUUCGAAAAAUUCAAGAAGUCGAUCUGCAGUCUGAAAUAAUAAGAGUCGAUGGUUCCAAAUUCCUUUUGAAUAAUUCGAGUCGGCAAUAUUUCAAAUCGUCGAUAUAUACCGGUUUGAGCUUGGUUCAAGAGACAAACGAAACUACUUCGGAAAAAAUACCUGACGAGUCACAAAGUGUGGAAACAGUAAAAACUACGACUCAGUCAACGAUAAUGGCACCUCCAGUGGUUGAAAAAUUGGAAAAAAUAAUUUUCCACAAUGGUAAUAUAUACGAAGGUCCAACAAAUGAAUAUUUGAUGCACGGAAAUGGAAAAUUCGUUUGGAGUGAUAACACAAUAUAUAAUGGGGAAUUUAAAGAUGGUUUCAUAACGGGAAAAGGUCGUAUCACCCUUCCGGAUUUAAGUAUUUACGAAGGGGAAUUUUGUAAUGGUUUUUUCCACGGAAAAGGAUUUUUAAACGUGGCAUCUACGCCGGUUUUCUAUUCAGGUGAUUGGAAAAGUGAUCGGAAAGACGGAAAUGGUUGGAUUUUAUACGGCGCUGGUGAUUGGUACGAGGGGGAGUGGAAAAUGGACAUGCGCGAUGGAAAAGGUUGUAGAAAGUAUAAAAACGGCGCUAAAUAUAUAGGCGAUUGGGUUGAAAACAAAAAACAAGGCAAAGGAAAAAUGUUAUUCUAUAACGAUGACUACUACAACGGCGGAUGGUACGAUGAUAUGCUUCACGGUUACGGCGAAUAUACUUGGGAUUUAAUUGAUAAUAAAACGUUUUGUUUCCCUAUUUAUAAUUGGUACAAAGGGGCUUGGAAAAAUGGGGUUAGAGAAGGAAUAGGAAUAAUGAAUUUUGGUACGGAAUGCGGUGCAAAAUACGCGGGUACUUGGAGAAAUAACAUCAAGCAUGGUCCGGGAGUGAUGAUAUGCGGGAACGGUUUGAUUUUAGAAAGCAAUCCUUUAUUCGAAUACGAUAAACCAAUACAUAAAAAUUCUCAAAUAUCUCUCACGCAAUUGGGAGUAGAAAAUCGAUUUUCGGACUUUAUUAUACAAAAAUCAAGUUAUUAUGAUAUUUUGGAAUUAAUAAAUUCUCAGAUAGCUUGUGAUGAAUUGGAUGAAGUGAUUCUAGUUAAAAUAACAGUGAAAAGUCAAUAUAUACCUUCUAAUAUGUUCGUGAAAAUAAACAAUAGUAUUUCUGAUAGCAAGAAAAUUUGGUGUCCUUUGUAUAUACCGACGCAUACAACUGCCGAGGAUGUAGAUUUGAAAUAUUUUGUCGAUUUAAUUUUCGAAGAUAUUAAAAAUACUUCUGAAGAAAAUUUCACGAAAUUAUUCGAAGGAUUAAUAGAUCGACGUAGAAAAAGCAUAGUUCCAAGAUCCAGAAAUAGUAGUUUAUCCAAAUCGGUAGAUUAUAGUCCAGAACUAAAUGAUCCAUUAGAAAAAAUAAAGUUAAUAAAAGCAAAAGAACUGAAGAAAUUGAAAAAUUCCAUAAUCAUAUAUCUUCCAAAGCUAAAGAUGAUGUAUGAAAAAUAUGCAACAUUCGCCAAAUCAAAAUCAAUUUUAGGCGAUAUAAAUUUAGAUUUUAAACCGGUUUUAGUACGUUUUUUCUUAUGGCAAUUACUAAGAGAUUUACGAGUUACAGAAGAUGUAAUGGAAAAUCCACCUAAAUCUCAACAUACAGUGACAUUCGAUGAUACAAACGAAUAUAUAUACAGUUCUGAUUCAGCCGACAUUAUACAAAGUGAUGGAGAACCAACUCAAUCAAUAAAAACGAAUACCAACAAUUUAUCGAAAACGUCUAGCGCUUUAGGUAUUGGAUGUGACGGUGGGGAUAUGCAAAGUGCUUCUUCGAUAAGCACUAGCAUAUUAGACGAUGUAGAAGAAGUAAAAAUGCUUAAGAAAAAAAUCACAGAUCUCGAAAUUAAGAAUAAACUUUUAGAUAAUGAAGUUGAAAAAGUCAAUUUAUGUUUGAUAAAUGAACGAACAAAAACGACGAAACUUGAAAAAAAACUACAAUUCGUAAAAGAUAAUCAAGAUGUGUUCAUUAAAUUAAAAGAGGCAUACAUCAAUAUGAAAUAUAACGAAGCCGCCGGUAGAAAAAUGAUCGAAAUAAGAGAAAAAUCAAUACAAACUUGGGAGGGAAUUUUAUGUCGUAGUUGUAUCGACGCCGAACAAUGGAGAAGACAAUUAGAAAGCGUCCAAAAAACGUAUAAAGAUUCUUAUUUCAUCACCCCUUUACAGUUAGAACAAUUACUGAAUACGAUAAAAUAUUUAAAAGAAUUGAUAGAAAGGAGAGAAUCUUCUUGGUCUGGAAUUGCGGAGAGGUACGAAAAAAUCAAUGAACAACUUCAACGAUUAGAAAACGAAAAUCGAACUUUACACGAUUUACUCCAAAGUAAAGACGACAAAAUUCCCAUAGAAAUCGAUUUUGAGGCUAAUACUGACAUGGCUUUAUACAAAAAAAUUAUUGUCAAGUACGAAAAAAAACUGAGGGAGCUUGAAAAAAGCGGUAAUAGAUUGACUAAAUUCAAUAUAACGUUUAACGAGAAAGAAAAAAAGAUAAUACAGUAUUUAAUGUCGAAAUAUUUUUCGAGAUUGAAUGAUAAAGUUCAAGAAAAACAAAGAAGCCGAAGUACUUCUAGGUUAUAUAACGAAAGAUAUGGUAGAGGAAGUAGCAGGAAAACUGAAUCGGAAAUUCGUUAUAAUAUCAAAAGUUCCGAUAUGUACGAGGCGGGUGAAAUGGGAGACACGACUUUGAGAUUUAUGAAUUGCAUUAUCGAUUCGACUGAAGAUGAAAUUCCUCCGGUUACGAAACCCCAAAUAUAGAAAAAUAAAACUUUGAAUCGAAA